UUAGUGCAGGAUGGGGCCGAGGGUCGGCACCACACAGAUCCAGAUCACAGCGUGCGGCCUCCCUUUUGGAGCCUCUCGUCCCUUGCCUUCAAAGCUAAGAACCCAUCGAGGCAACGGCAACCAACCAACCAACGCACAUCUCACGGCCAUCAUCACGCCCGCUCGCUUCGUUCUCGUCACACCCCGAAACGCCCCACUAAAAACCCCACUGACGCGCACAGACAGCCAAAUUAAACACGCGCCACACGCCAAAACGUCGUGCACCACUGCACACUAGGUAGCUCGUGGCUGGCCAACUUCGCGGCACUCUGCCGUGCGACACAGCGCGCAGCAAUGCGGCACAUGCGCUGCCAUACGAGGCGUGCAAUCCUGGGAUUGCUGCUCGUGGUGGUGGUGGUGGUGGCCGUCGUAUUUCCCGACGGCGCGGCUGCCGUGGCGGCCGGGCGGUGCACGACGUCGACGCCGGGCAAGAGGUACGCCAAGUGCAUCGCCCUGCCGACGCAGGGUGCCACGCUGGCGUGGACGUACGACGCGCGCAACGCGACGGUGGACGCCGCGUUCACGGGCUCCUUCAUCUCGCCGUCGGGAUGGGUGGCAUGGGGCGUCAACCCGGACGCGCCGGCGAUGACCGGCGCGCGCGUGCUCGCCGCGUUCUCCGACCCGUCCACGGGCGCGCUCCUCGCGCUCCCGUUCCUCCUCUCCCCCGACGUGAAGCUCCAGGCGUCGCCCCUCGUGUCCCGGCCGUUGGACAUCACGCUGCUGGCCUCCUCUGCUUCACUCCUCGCCCCCGCGCGAACCGUCCGCGACGGCGCGUCGAUAACCAUCGCUGCCACCAUCCGGCUCUCCCCUAACCGCACCAAGCUCCACUUCGUGUGGAACCGCGGGCUCUACGUGCAGGGCUACUCCCCGACCAUCCACCCCACCGACGCCUCCGACCUCGCGUCGCACGCCACCGUGGACAUCGUCACCACCGCCACCGAGGCCUCGCCCACCACGUCGGCCACGCUGCAGUGGAUGCACGGGUCCCUGAACGCCCUCUCCUGGGGCCUCCUACUCCCGGUGGGCGCUGCGGUGGCGCGGUACCUGCGGCCGUGCGCGUCCACGGGGCCGGCGUGGUUCUACGCGCACGCGGCAAUGCAGGCGACGGGGUACACCCUGGGCGCGGCCGGGUUCGCGCUAGGCCUGGUGAUGGGCUCCGCCUCGCCGGGCGUGACGUACAAGCUGCACCGCGGCCUGGGCAUCGCGGCAGCGACGGCGGGGAGCCUGCAGACGCUGGCGGUGUUCUUCCGGCCCAAGACGACGAACCGGUACCGAAAAUACUGGAAGUCGUACCACCACCUGGUGGGGUACGGGUGCGUGGUGGUCGGGGUGGUGAACGUGUUCCAGGGGUUCGAGGUCAUGGGGCUGGGCGAGUCCUACUGGAAGCUCGGCUACUGCAUGGCGCUCGCCACGCUGGUCGGAGGCUGCGUGGCGCUGGAGGUGAACGCGUGGGUGGUCUUCUGCCGGAGGCAGCAGGAGGAGAAGCUCAUGAGGAGGGAGGUGGAGGACGUCGUCGUCAAGGACAGGGCGGCUGCCUUCUAGGCUGAGCCUGAACGGCGUACGUGUUUUCUUCUCUGCCUCCGUUUGCCAUUCAUGCAGGCAGUUGUGAAUCAAGGGAGGCUGGGGCUGGAGAGAGCGAUGUGUCCAGGAUGCAGACACCUCCACGAUGGGUCUAGACGCUGGCAAGACAAGCGGCAAGGCGUGCGCAUUUUGUCGGUUCGAUGGCAAGCCUGAACGCUCGUAGUAUUGUUACACGACACGAGUGUGUUUUCUGUUCUCCGUCUCUAAAAUAGGAAUUCAUGUACAAGUUACAUGUUUGAUUUCCAAUUGCACACCGAAAUAUGUGUC
Phragmites australis (common reed) is the source of this 1887-nucleotide messenger RNA. Its product is annotated as cytochrome b561 and DOMON domain-containing protein At2g04850-like. The record is from RefSeq and is a predicted model, not a curated record. Lineage: Eukaryota; Viridiplantae; Streptophyta; Magnoliopsida; Poales; Poaceae. The transcript has a single exon. Bases 334 to 1581 code for a protein of 415 amino acids.